AAGUUAACGGCCCCUUUUUUGGUACUCGCCUUUCUUCUUCUUCUUCAACAGACCAACUGUUUAAUUCUCAUCAAUUCAUUUCCCUUCCUCUCUCGAUUGAUUGAAGAUUAUAAUUUAUAAGUAGAAGAAAGAAAUGGUGGAUUUUAGGGAGGAUUUGAUAAUUGAGAGCUACCAAAUCCCAUGGCUAAUUUGGAUCCAACUUCUAAUUACGAUUCUUCUCCUUCUUCUCCUCUUUUUCGGCUUCGCCGCCUUUACUUACGAGGCCCCUACUAGCUCUGCCGCCGCCGCAGCGCCGAUAUCUGCUGCAACAAACAACUCCGCCUCUCCCGAUGGAAUAAUUACGGUGGAAGACGAGAGAGCUGGAGACAGCACAGAAAGUAGUCGAGGGUCAGGCAGAGAAGAGGAGGAUGAUUCAUCUGAAAAAGAUACCACCAUGUUUCUUAGCAUUUUCCGGCAUCCAAAUCACCCUUGCAGCUAUUUUGGGCUGGCUAAACAAGCGCUUUUCAAGUGCUUCGGGUUAGAUUCUAGCUCGGAGAACUCUGUAAGUCGACAGCAUGAGAAACGCGAUUGAUAGCUCCUUUCUUCGUUCGCAUAGAAAUGUACAGCUCAAAUAUCUCACGCUAAAUUACUAGUGACCUUUUGUUCAUAACUUAUGUUGCUUCUAUCA
Messenger RNA from Salvia hispanica, 667 nucleotides. RefSeq lists its product as uncharacterized. The record is from RefSeq and is a predicted model, not a curated record. Lineage: Eukaryota; Viridiplantae; Streptophyta; Magnoliopsida; Lamiales; Lamiaceae.